Messenger RNA from Lepisosteus oculatus (spotted gar), 10636 nucleotides. RefSeq names its product POU domain, class 2, transcription factor 1. NCBI's taxonomy places the organism in Eukaryota, Metazoa, Chordata, Actinopteri, Semionotiformes, Lepisosteidae. Gene Ontology annotation, biological process: regulation of transcription by RNA polymerase II. Gene Ontology annotation, cellular component: nucleus. Gene Ontology annotation, molecular function: RNA polymerase II cis-regulatory region sequence-specific DNA binding; DNA-binding transcription factor activity, RNA polymerase II-specific. The record is from RefSeq and is a predicted model, not a curated record.
GUAAGGGUUCUGCCAAUUAUGGUUCUGUGUUGCUUGUUUUGUACAGAGUGCUUUUUCCAUACAUAAAGAAAUGCAGGCAUUAUUAUUUCCUUCGCUCCAGGAAGAAUUAGAUUAAAAGUGCUUGAGACUGUAACAUUGUUUCCAAUUUGUAGAUGUCACAUUUGUGACAUUUAACAGGCACUCUAUCCGGUCAUGGUGACAUGUUUUGCUGCGGUCAGGGUUGACAGUGCAUGCAAGGAACUUCAUUUUUUCCCCCUAAUUAUAAUGCUUGCACUAUGGUGAUAAUUGUCCUUUAUGUGAUUACUCCCUGGCUGUUGUGCUGGGUGGAUUUUUUUUUAAAGAUAUCCAAUUAAUAUGCUAAUGAGCUGAUAAAUAUUUAUGCCAGAUUUAAAUUAUGCAGAAAGCUUUCAGUGCACUCUGCAAAAUGAAUUGCUCACAGGACUUCAAAGCACACUCUGCAGCACUAACAAGGGGGGGAGAUUUGCAUAAGGCACUAAUCAGCUGCAUACUGAUUAAGCUUCAUUAUGGAAACUGCCAGCUGCAAUCUUUGUUUCUAUUUUAUUACAGAAAAAGGGGAACUUUUUCACACUUCAGUUGUCUUGACGAUCACAGUGUAAAAUAGCUAGCUGAGAGGCACUGAAAACUGCAGAAAUACCGAAGUUUCCUUUUGCAGUGCUGCUUUCUCGGGCUGCUGUGGCAUUACUCUUCUUGUGCUGUUAAAUUUCAGUGUCAGUUCGUAAAAGUUUGUACUCCUAAGGGGUAGUGGACUAGAUUUUCUUCACGGACUGGCUGUCAUCAUGCUGGACUGCAGUGAUUAUGCUCUAGAAUCAAGAAUGAGUAAUCCGUCAGAAACAAGUAAACCUUCAAUGGAGAGUGGGGAUAGUAGCACAGGUGCCCAAACAAAUGGACUGGACUUUCAGAGGCCAUCUGUGCAAACAAGUGCAAUCACCAAUGCACAUGCACAGGCCUUACUCCACCAGUGUAAGACAGAAGAAUCUGGUGAUUCUCAAGUCUCAAGCCAGCCCUCUGUACAAGGGGGGCUCCCACAGACUCCGCUCAUGUUGACUGGAGGACAGAUCACUGGAUUAACUCUGACGCCAGCACAGCAGCAGUUGUUAAUUCAACAAGCACAGGCUCAACUCUUGGCAGCAGCAGUGCAGCACUCGGCCAGUCAACAGCAUAACACCACUGGGGCUACGAUUUCAGCAUCCGCAGCAACCCCGAUCACACAAAUCCCAAUUUCACAGCCCAUCCAGAUAACACCUGACCUGCAGCAGUUGCAGCAGUUACAGCAUCAAAACCUGAACCUGCAGCAGUUUGUGCUGGUGCAGCCAGGCCACCCGAUAGCGACUCAGCUGCAGCCGGCGCAGUUUAUUAUCUCCCAGACCGCACCGGGACAGCAGAACCUCCUGCAAGCUCAAAAUCUUCUAACUCAACUACCUCAACAAAGCCAAGCCAACCUCCUGCAGUCACAGCCAAGCAUCACCCUCACUACACAGCCAGCGACGCCGACACGCACAAUAGCGGCGACCCCCAUUCAGUCACUUCCACAGACCCAGACGACACCAAAGCGAUUGGACACUCCCAGCCUGGAGGAGCCCAGUGACCUGGAGGAGCUGGAGCAGUUUGCUAAGACUUUCAAGCAGAGGAGGAUCAAGCUGGGAUUCACUCAGGGUGAUGUUGGGCUUGCCAUGGGAAAGUUAUAUGGAAAUGAUUUCAGCCAAACAACGAUUUCUCGCUUUGAAGCCUUGAACCUCAGCUUUAAAAACAUGUGCAAGCUAAAACCAUUGCUUGAAAAGUGGUUGAAUGAUGCAGAGAACCUGACUUCUGACCAAGCUUUGUCCAGCCCAAGUGCCCUGAAUUCCCCUGGACUGGGAAUAGAGGGGCUAAACCGCAGGAGGAAGAAACGCACCAGCAUUGAGACCAACAUAAGAGUGGCCUUAGAAAAGAGCUUUCUGGAGCAGAACCAAAAACCUACCUCUGAGGAGAUCACAAUGAUAGCCGACCAGUUGAACAUGGAGAAGGAGGUAAUCCGUGUCUGGUUCUGUAAUCGACGGCAGAAAGAAAAAAGGAUCAACCCACCUAGCAGUGGCAGUACAAGCAGCACUCCUAUCAAAGCAAUCUUCCCCAACCCAAACACAAUGGUGCCCAGCACUGCUAGCCUUGUGACCAGUAAUACGCCGACUACAUUGACUGUAACUAAUCUUGGCUUCACAGGCACAACAGGAAUUGGGCCAGCCACUACAAACACUGCGUCCGUCAUCUCGACAACACCUGUUGCUUCCUCUGCUGUGACCUCGCCUUCCUUGAGCCCUUCUCCCACGUCUCUCCACGCUCCGAUCACCGAGUCCCCGAGCUCGCAGGAGACCAGCACCACCACGCAGGCCCCUUCCUCCAUGUCUUCUCCCCUCGGCAGCGGCCAGGUGAUGGUCACCGCGCCGGGACUGUCGGCCGCUUUGCAGGGAGCUGCCACACAGCUGCCUACCAACGCAGGCCUGGCGGCUAUGGCCGCCGCAGCUGGGCUCAACCCGGGCCUCAUGGCAUCCUCUCAGUUUUCGCCAGGAAAUUUUUUUUCUUUCAGUGGUGCCUUACUUAGCCUCAAUCCAGGAACCCUUGGCAGUGCUUUAAGCCCAGCUUUGAUGAGCAACAGCACCCUUGCGACGAUUCAAGCUCUUGCAUCUAGUGGGACUCUUCCAAUAACCUCCCUGGAUGGCAGUGGAAAUCUCUUGUUUGCUAAUGCCAAUGCAGGCGGCAACCUGGUGACUGCCCCGCUGUUCCUCAAUCCCCAGAACCUCUCUCUGCUCACCAGCAACCCGGUCAGCCUGGUGUCUUCUGCGGCAGCCUCUGCGGGGGCCUCUGCUCAGGCGCUCAAUCUCCAGGUCACCUCCGCGGCAGGCGAGUCCAACCAGAGCGCGGUCACCUCCGUCGCCGGGCCUGCCGCGGCCACCACCAUCACUACGGCCUCCAAGGCUCAGUGAACUCAAGGCUCCUCUGCUUUUAUUUUUUUUUGUCCUUUUCAAUUGAUUGUUCUCUUUUGCUGCCACCAAAAAGAAAAGAAACCCACUAAAAAACAAAGCAUUUUUACUAUUUUCUCUAUCCCUCUUACCCUCCGUUGCCCCCCUACUUCAGCCUGUGUGCUGUGCCAGGAGCCUUUUCCUUCUCCCUUGGGUUUGCAACUCUGCGUACGUUAGUCCACCGUUAGCGCUGCAAGAGACUAAACCUCUGUUGCAGUGAUCCUUAUUUGUUUGUCGAAACGUCAUCUCCAAGCAGGAUCACUUAGCAUCUCAACAAAGCGGUGUGCUUUUCUGUUUCCGGCACACCUGUUCAAAAGCAGAAUGAUGACUUUGCAGAAUGAAAACGUUUUUGAUUUUGUCUUUCUGGGACUUACCUUAUUCAUUCUUCAACUAACAUAGACAAUUCUAACCAAAAAAUUAAGACUUUAUUGGCUGAGUUAUGAUACUGAAUUUGUUAUUCGUUAACAUUGCAGAAUGGUGUUUUUUUUGCUUAUCUGUUCUAGUAGGGUAUUGGUUAUUUUAUUUCUAAUCCCAGGUCUGUUGUACAGGCCUUUUUGUUUAUUAAUGGUGUUUGUUAUACUUUAAAAAAAACAGUACUGAGUUUUUGUCUUAAUUUCUGCAGGUUUAAACUUGCAGAUCUUUUUAAGUUAACGUGUGCAUACUGUUCAGAGAAUUAUUUUCUUUUAAGUUGCGUAAUCCCUGAGAUCUUAAAUGUGGUUAGGAAGCUGUCAAACUGACCUAGGAAAUAAUAUUCUGAUUAGAUCUGUUUAUAUUCUGGUUUAUGUGUAAAGGAAUAAUGCAACUUAACUGGUUUUCCUUUUUCUGUCUGUCUUGCUGGAAACACUGAUUAAGCAGCCUUUUGUACAAGUGGAUUACUAGAAAUUACACUGAUAAGUUAAUUUUUUCGGUAAGCUUUUGUAGGAGUUGUAUGCAAAAUCCGCAUACGUGCAAUCCUUUGUGAUCAUGACUAGAAGUUAGACUUGGAAAAGUUGAUGAGGGGAGUGUUUGCCAAAGGGGGGUCAGAAGAUCCCAGUAGAAUCAGCCUAUUUUUGUGGUAGCUGAGGUUCUAAGUUUUGCUUUUGAUAUAGCUAGCUGCUGAUUUAAUUUCUAGCUGUGUUUUUCAGGAAGAAGAGCAAACGUUAAAUGCACACUUGUAAUUACCUUUGCUUUUGGAAUUAGGUUUCAGUUGGUGGGUGCUUUGCACACUUUAAAAGUUAGUAUUGUGUUGCUGGGACUUAAGUGGACUCCUCAAAAUUCUCAAGCUGUACAUUUCUCAGCACAUUUAGAUCUCGAGUGCUAAUGUGUUAAACAUAGAAAUGCGGCUGUUUUAACUAAUUUCACUUUGCGAUAGAGAAAGGAGACUAAAAUGACGAAAGUGACUGAGAUUUCAGUGAUGGCUAUUGUUUAAGAGGUAAACAUUGAAAGGAAAUAUGUUUUAUUUUUGUGCAUUUAAAUUAUAGACUUUUCCUUCUACAUGUGCACAGUAUCUGUACCAAAAACGAAACUGGAUAGAUCUACAGUUCCCUUGCUUUGGAAAAAUGAUUCUGUCAUUUUCUUUAAUUUGAGAGACAUUUGUUUUCUUUCCGGGUCACACUUUAGUGUAGGGGUUGCAAAACUGUACUUCAGAAAUGGAUAAUAACCCAGUUGUUAUAGAUUUUUAAAGUAUUUAUAGAUUGAACAAGCUGCCUUCUGCAAAUAAACUUAGAGUUUAGGAGUGUUGAACAGGAUAUGGCCAGUAUUAGGGUGUUGUAACUAACUGCAAUUAGCCUGCAGUAAAGGUUGGUUGUCAUCACAUUUGUCACUCUAUAAGUACUUUAUUUAUAUAUAUAUCAUUUAUAAAAUCUUUAUAAAUAGAAUGUGCAACCCCAUUUGAAAAAGUGGUAGCUCCUUCCCUAUGUAUACCAAAAAUAUUACCUGAAUCUACUGUUAAUAACUAUAAUAUAGCAUAAGUAUACAGCUGUCAGAAGAGGCUUACUUUAGAGAAAUUAAUGCAAUAUUUUCAAUAUCCAAAGACUUUUCACUAUAGUUAAGGGAAAAUAGUAUCUCUAUUUCCUCAUUCUUCAGUGAGGUGGAGUUUUUUAAAUGCAAGAAAACGCAAUGAAAUGUUGACCUGAUGCUGAAAUUACAGGAAAGCGGGGAACUUGUGUUGCUUGAGCACUUUGUGCACCGUGAUGAAAACCCGACUCUCUAGGAUCGCGUUUGGCAUCUGAAUUAUUGGAAAUGGUUUGAACAGCUUUAGUAGCUUAGUCAGGUAUUUUGAAUGUUUAAGGUUGCCGAGACAAGUCUUGCAAAACAAUUUUGUCCCCUGUCUCUUGUAUAUUUAAUAAAUGGUGUAAUAUAGAUCUCACAAAAAUGGUUGGAUGGUCGGAGAGGGUGUGUACUGAUAAUUUUAGGGCUUAUGGUUAUGAUUUUAGUUUUUUCUUGAUGGUUAAAACGACAGAUUUCAUUGUUUUCCUGGUGAAACUAGCAAUGUUCAUCCUUUUAAUUAGGAAAAUGGACUGUAGAAUGAGAGAUCUAGUGUGGCUGUUUCCCCUAACAAUCUCCAGCCAUCUUACAAAGCUUGAACCAAAGUCAUUUUCUAGCAAGCUGCUGUACCAAUGAGAUAGUUUGUAUUAAGUGCAGUUCAUGUGCAGUGAGGAUUUUGGAUGCUACUGACGGAACAAAAAUCCCCCAUUUGCUGCUCUUAUCCUUCUUUAAAAAAACUGCUUCUUCUGGCAGAAUUACUGUUCACCUAUAGGGCUUUCAGCAUUCGAAUUUUCUAAAUGGUCCAACACUUUGAAAAACAAAAAUAGCCAGACAGUUUGUCACGCGAUUUAUAAAUCAUACAGUAAAAAUCAUGAAAAUCAAGAUUUUCAAUGAAGUGACAAUUAUUAAAGCUAACCCAUACACACAACGAACUUCUUAUAUUACAGUGGUGUAAAAUCUACAAGAAAUCUGGCUUCCUUUCCAAUAGAAAUGUCGUCAUAUGAUUUUACUGCAGGUAUAUUGAGAACAGAUUUAACAAAUUCAAACUAGGUACAGUAUGGAACCAUUUUAUCCCACCACUCUACAGAUAAGGAUUCAUCAACAAAAUUUUUGUUUAUUUUUUGCUGAUUGUUGCUGAAUACAGGGGUCUUCACAAUGCUUAAUUUUGGAUCAUUUCUGCUUUAAUAAACAGUCACAGCUCUGGAGUUGACUGUGCUAGUGCUAUUAUCUUUUAAGAUAUCAAACUUUAUUUUUUAUAUAAAUUUUAGGAACGUUACCAGUAUCUGAUUAUGGAUGAUAUAAGAGGCCCAAGAAACUGUGAAAGGACUCAACCAGAAAAUCCUCACAGUUUUUAAUUUUACUCUUCCAUUUUAUCUUUUUUAAAUGAGUCAUUAAUCUGCUGCCUUCACAACAGACAUCACAUAGUUCUCCCAAAGUGUCUUUUUUUAUAUUUGCGGAAAUGGCCCAAAAUGGAUCAAUGUCUUUAGUUUUUUUUCGAGGUGUUACACUGUACCUAGUCAUUUAGUAUUACUAAUAAUGUUCAAACAAGCAGCUAAUAUAAGUGUCUAAAAGCCCUUGUUGUACACAGCACAUUCUUUGCUUGCAUAUUCUUUUGCUUGGUUACUUAAUUUUUUUUACUUUAAUAAAAUACCUCAGCAUCACUUAGCAAAUAAGGUUCACUUUAACAUAAAGCUGUAAAACUAUGUUACCGCGACCAUUUUAGUUCUAGAAUGUAGAUGAACUGUUAAUAACUUAUGUGACUUUGCUGUACAUUUUUAAGAAAAAAACAAAAGUUUAUAGGAAAUAAUAUUGAUAAAUACUACUACUUUUGGGGUGUUCUCUUGUUAAACAAUAAUUCUUUUGUGAUCCUACUUGCCAAAGCAAACGCCUUUUUCCUCUGCAGCUCAGUUGGUUUUUAUGUGGCCUGAUACAGAGCAUGCAUCAUCUUGCCAUUUAUUAGUCCCGAUUUGUAUUUGUGUAGUUCCUUUCUCUUCAAUUAUCUUUUGGUUAACUGGUAUAGGGAGGGGAUUGGGGGAGGUGGGUGUUGAUGUUACAGAAAUAUUUAUCUCGUAAGGACAUAGGGACUUUUUUUUAUUUGUGUUAUAAAUUGAAUGUAGUGGUUUGUCAUGCUUAUUGUCAAUAACUUUUUAACUUCCUUUUAUGAUAGCAAUGCUAAAUACUUCUGUCUAGACCAAAAAAAUAAAAUAAGAACCUGCUCCUUGCACCUGAAAGGUGGACCGGAUGUUAAAAUGCUACUGUAAAAUGGCUGUUUCUGGCACUCCUCCCUGGGUGCCUUACUGGUGUACCUGGUUAAAAGGUGCUUCUGAGUGGACUGUCAUGGACUUCUAAGCACCUGAUCUUCAGCUUUUUCUGUGUUGUAUUGUUGUGCAAACGUUUCUAAGAUGAGUGGUUAACAAUCAUUUUGAUUUUAUCAUCGAAACAGACGACAAGAUCACUGGUUUAUCUAAUCAAGCUUGACGCUUCAAAAUGAAUCUUAAUAUAUAUUUUGUGUGAGUGUGUGAUGUUGGCACUGGUAUUUCAGCCUUUGCCCACUAAGAGAAUAUAAAGAUGUGCUUCAUACUUUUUUAUAUACAUACCAAACAUAUCAACAGAUAAACUAAGUUAUAAGUUCUUGAUCUUUUUUAUGAGUUGUAAAAUGCUUACAUUUUGCUUUUGAUAAUGAACCAGUGAACUUGUUCUCCCAUCUUUUGAGUUUUAAGUUAGACUUUAUUAUUUUUGCCUAGAGGAUUGGCAUUUUUGUUAUGAAAGCUUUACUGAUGUUCUUUUUUCCUCUAGACAAUAUGUGAAGGUGGUAUUAAUAGUAAUUGUAAUAGAUGACUUUACUUUUUAAAACAUGUUGUCUUGUAGAUCAUAGGAAUGAUGAGAUGAUGAAAUUGCAUAAGAAGAGCACUUGGAACAAAGAUUUUAUUAAAGAAAAAAAAUGUUCCUACAGAAACACAGAGGAAGAAAAAGAAAUACCUGUGCUUUCAUACAAACUAAGAAAUGUUCUAUUCCUUUCAGUUAGCUCUAUUUGGUUUCAUUAUCUUGACGCCAGUUGUUACUUCGUCAGCCAGAGAGCAGACUCUAGAAUUGUGGCUUUCGUGUGUGUCUAGUUGUACCCAAAAUCAUUUUGAUGAGAUUUUCUAGAGGAUAGAGUGAAACACUAGCUUUUGGGCAGGAUUGUAUUUUCUAGUAUCUGCCUGUGAAUGGAAUAGCCACAGUGUCUGUGUGCUAGUCUGUAGUUCCAAAUCUAUGUUCAUUUUAUUUAUUUAAUAUAAAUGUGCAGAUUAAGAGGUUUGUAUUAGGAGGGUUUCUUUUCUUUCUCUGUGUACUAAAGAUGGGUGUGGUGGGGUUCUUUGGUGUAUCCACUACAGGUACAGGAGCUGUUGUAUACCUCAUUUCUAACUCGUGACAGAGUGAACUUGCUUUAAUCUUCUAAAGAAAAAAAAAUAACCCCUCAGAGUGGCUUAUUCAUGUCCGCUUAGUGUACACUUGUAAGUCUAGGAGAUAUAUGUACCAUGCAGCAGUACAGUCAGUUAUAACACACAAACUCAUGAAUGUCUUAUUUAAAGGGGAAUACUGCAAUUUUAGGUUUUAUUUAAUGUUAAGAACUUGUUGCUGACCCAUAUUCUUCUGGCAUUAUUGAUUAAUUUAUAUGUAGUUUUUCAUCCCAAGUAGUUUUGUGUCUAGUAAGCAGCUUCAAGACGACACUUUCCAGUAGAUCGCAACCUUCUACUGUUAUUUUUCCAAAUUAUUCUCAAAGCAACCUCUUUAACACCAAAUGUAUACUAUUGACACUUUUUUCUCCAUUAUUCAAAAUACAUUGUGACACCAAAAGUUAUGUUUUAAUUUUUGACAAUCCUUAUUCCAUUACCUGUUGAUUUUUUGAAUGUAGAUGUUGGUGUGAUUGUACUGCUAGUGUGGUUGUAGAUCCCAGACAACUUCUUCAGAGAAAACCAAAGACUUCUUAUUGAUUGUAUGAACUAAACAGUCUUCAGUCCUACAUCAGCCUUUAUCUUACAAAGAGACACGUGAGUAUCAAACUGGGGUGGUACACGUUUUUGUGUGAUUCUGAUUGCGUAAGAAAUAAAGGCCUGUUGUUGAUGUAUAUAAAUAUUCAUAAUUAACCUCUCCUUGGGUAUAGGCAGAAUUUGUCAUUAUAUGUAACAUUUAAGAUUGAUCAAGUAUUUUUUACCCAUUAAAUUUCAAGUAGUGUUCAGAAUUCCCAUGCAUUUGUUAACUCUUGGUUCUUUAGCCUUCAUUGGGUCGUAAAGGAUCUAUGACAUCUUUGACUGACGAUUUUACAAGAGUAUUUACAGGUUAACAUGUGGCUGUCUUUGUCUAUGUCUGUGUAAGCUGCCUAUUAAUCAAGGAGGAGAUUGUCUCCUAAGAAUGACAGACCCUCAGGUGCUUUGCUACUGGUUGGGGGACUGAAGACAGGGGAUGUAAUUGGCUACUCUGAUGGGUACUUAUAUUAACCCUUUUGUGGGCUGGGUGAUAUGAAUUAAUACACACUGAGGUAUUCUCCUGAGCGCACUGCAAAUGCUUAGGAGAAACUGUUCUUAAACUGCUAGCUUUUUGUUUUCUGGGGUUUUUUCUUUUAUUUUACUUUGUUCCUUCUACACUGUUCCACUGUGCAACUAUGCAUUGUAGUCCUCAACCUUAUGCUAGAUAGAUGUCUGUAAAUGUUCUUGUGCAUUGGUAAAUGAAGGAUUUUUAACAGAUUUUUUUAACUUAGUGGGGGGUUGUAGGAUCUUACAAGCUCUAUCCCAAAGCAAAAAUCCAAAUAUUAAAUGUUCGCCUGACGCAAAUACCAAAGAUUUGUUUCUUCUUGCAAAACCUUAGGCUUGUGUAUUAAAUGCAUUUACCCAGCACUUGCAUUAGUCUAACCUCAGUAAUUCCAAAGCUUAGAUGUAUAUUUUGGUAUAUUUCUGGGAUAAUUAAAAGGUUUUGUGUCGUUUUAAGAAUUCUUGUUCGUUUUGGUGUAUUGCUCUCUUCAGUCAUAGCAUGGAGAAAAAAUAAUGAACUGUCUUACUCUUGGUAGUUUAAAAAUAGUAUUUUUGUAUGUUUUGGGUGUGUCAAUGUACGUGAUAUCAGUUUUCACUGCCCGGUUACCAUGAUUUAAAAAAGUGUACAUAUUAAUUCAGUUGUAGAUUUCACAGGAUGUGCAUUCUGUAUACUUGCAUUUUCACCCACUGCAGUUAUAGCUGAAGGAUUGUGUCCCCCUUUUAAAAUGGAUCGAUAAAAAUUACUUGUUCCCUUUUAUCUUCCUAUUGGGAUUGAUACACUGUAGCUCUCUAUUUGAAGCCUCUGUAAUUUUUUGUUUGUAUGUUACAGUUUACACUAUACCUAAAAAUACCAGACCACACUAGAAAUGUGGAUUAGUGCUUCAAAAACAGCUACAUGGCUGUCUUUAAUUCAAAGAGUGGGGACACAGUUCUUUAUUGCUGUCGGUUUGAAACCGCUACAACAUGGUGGCUUAGAUCAGAAAGAUUGUGUAGAAAUUUAAUUAUGUGAGUCAGGAUAAAUGGUAGAUUUGUGUAGAUGCAUUUGUCUGCUGUAAUUUUUAUAUAUAUAAAGAUAAUCUUUUACUGUAACUGUACAGUACUCUUUUGUUGUAAACAUCAUUAAACCAUUUUCCAAGUGUUUUAACAUUG